AUGGCGGACACCGACUUUUCCAACGAACCCAACUUUUUCCUCGGCGAUCUCGGAGGCGACGACGGCUUUGGUGGCUCUCUGGGAACUGAUACCCUGGGGUAUUUUGCUCAGGACCUGGCAGAUCUUCUUCCUCAGAAUGGAAUGACGGACUCGAAUCUUCCGACGGCUCCGACGACACAAACCGCGGCGCCUUCCAUUGAGAGCACCACCAACGACUUCACACAGCAGCAGCCAGCCAACCCCAGUCUGCCCACCCCAAGCACUCAGACUGCGACUCAGUAUCCUCACAAAUUUGGCAGUCCUGUCGAGAGCGAGAAAACCACCUCGCCAGAGGACAACGAAACCAAGCAGCGACGACGCCGGAAACCGCUCAACUGUCAGUUCUGCCGACAACGCAAGCUCAAAUGCGAUCGACAAGAUCCUUGCUCAACCUGUGUCAAGAAGAAACGGGGACACAUGUGUUUCUACACCAACAAAACUAACACCAUUGGAGGACGAGUAGCCAAGAGCAAAGACCUGCUGGAAAAUGGAUUGGACGCGCAACAAACGCCCGCAAAGCCUGUUACCGCAGAAAACACGAUCAUCAGUGGAGGACAGCGACUUGGUAUUCCCGUCACGGUGGACAUGUAUAAGGACCAGGCGUUUGCUCAGAAGAUGGAAAAGUCCGGACUCAACGAAACCAUUUCCAAGCUUAACAUGGACCUGGUGGAGGACACUUCAGAAGUGGAGUCUCUGAGACAGUCUCUGGGAAUGAUGAAACUCGGAAGUCGAGGAAAUGCCAUCUACCAUGGAGAAUCGCAUUGGGGAUCUCUGUUCUCUGAGGCCGCCGAGGUGACAGACUUUUUCGAUGAGGUUAGAAAACAGGACGGAUGGUCAACUUCGUGUGUUGACCCAGCGACUCAAAGACAUAAGAAGAACCUCAGUGCACUGAGUGCAGCUGAACAGGAAGGAUCCAAUCGACUGGCUCAAAUCCUACAGUUGCUUCCAGCUCGACCAAACAGCGACAAACUCGUCAAGCGAUACUUUGAGGCCUGUGAACCUCUUCUCAACAUUAUUGACGAAGAAGCGUUCAUGGUGGACUACAACCAAUUCUGGGAAACUCCAGAAGAUACCCAGAUUCUGUGGCUGGGACUACUGUUGGGUGUGCUGUCUUUGGCUCUGCAGUCUUCUUUGGAUUACCGAUUGGAUGAUGCUGCUCUCCAGAGACUCACUACAGCAUGGACAGAGUGGCUCAAGGGCAUUGAUCAUUGCCUUGAACAGGCUAUGGUGUGUGUGCGAGCAUCCAUGGUCAACAUUCAGGCUCUUGUUCUUUGGGUGUGCGUCCAGUCUAUGGGUAACUCGGAGGCUGAGUUCGCAGAUGUGUCUUGGACGACAUUUGGAGCACUGGUUCGUGUGGCUCAAUCUAUGGGUCUACAUCGAGAUCCAGCAUGGUUCCGAAUGACGAGCGAACAUCAGGAAAAGCGACGAGGAGUAUGGGCUUUGAUAACUGCCAUGGAUGUGCAUUAUUCUCUCGUGGAAGGUCUUCCCCAGGCGAUCCACAAGGACUCUACAGACGUCCGACCUCCUCUUGGUGGCAGUGCGUUCCUCAAGGCCCGAGGAAUCAUCCACCAGAUCUUCAUGCAAAACUACAGCAUAGCCAGUGUUCGAACCAUGCCAUACGAUCAGGUCUUGCUUCUCGGGGCUAAGAUUAAAAAGGUGUAUGAACAGAACAAGGAGGGAGUUCUUACAGACACUGAAGACAGCACGCUGAACAUCAUGAAGGGCCUGAUUUUCGAAAUCGACCAUCUCAAGAUGAUCAUUGCCAUUCAUCGAGUGUUUGCUUCUCAGGGAUUACGAUCUCCUCGAUACAGAAAGUCCCGCGAGGAGUGUGUCACCGCAUCCCUCCGAAUCUUGCAGCUUUCUGUCUGGUUCUUCACAGCUGGAACCACCGAAAAGGCGCGGUGUCUAUAUCGAUGGUUCUUCUCCGCCUUCAUCUUUCCCACGGUCAUCCAUUCUCACCUGUUUGUGACCAUCUCCCUCAUUCGGAACAUUCACAAUUUGGAGUACACGGAGCGAGAAAAGCAAAAGGCUGUUCUUUUGGACUCCAUUUCCGUCAUGGCGAACCAGGCCAAGAUCCAUCUCAAGCUCGAGAAGCAGUUCCAAGUGUGCCAGAUGCUAUACAAAAAGGUUCUCAAUGUCGAGAACGAGCCUCCCAAGGCCGACACAAAGGACGCUUCCCCCACUGAUGCUCCUUCUGUGGGCUCUACUAACGGCUCGUCUCCCUACUCUCACACUACGGCUUCUCCCUAUGCGGCCGCUAACCAGAACACUGUCUUUUUGGAUCUGGAUCAGUACCCGAGUCAGGUCUUUGAUCUGCCUCCCGAUAUGCGAAUGGUUCCCGAUGCCACGCCCAGUGUGCCCAACAAGGACUACGCUAUUCCCCAAAAGUUCGACUCCGAGUGGGACGAUCUCAUGCACAUGAUUGAUCAACCUGGUCCGGUUUAG
This is a messenger RNA of Yarrowia lipolytica CLIB122, 2484 nucleotides long. RefSeq lists its product as uncharacterized. The record is from RefSeq and is a predicted model, not a curated record. NCBI's taxonomy places the organism in Eukaryota, Fungi, Ascomycota, Dipodascomycetes, Dipodascales. Gene Ontology annotation, biological process: regulation of transcription by RNA polymerase II; DNA-templated transcription. Gene Ontology annotation, cellular component: nucleus. Gene Ontology annotation, molecular function: zinc ion binding; RNA polymerase II cis-regulatory region sequence-specific DNA binding; DNA-binding transcription activator activity, RNA polymerase II-specific.